CUGAAUGUUUUGGCGCGAAGGUGGGCGAAGGUGCGUUGUUUGACCAAAUCGCGAAUUCGAGCCGAGUAUCUUGAGCGUCCAUUUAGCACGCAACGACGCCCUCGUAGCGAAAAUGUCGCAAAAACUAAUAUCAUCUUUCUUCGCAUCGAAGCCCGGAGCGUCGAAAAAGAAGCCCGAUGACGCCCCAAAGUCGCCCGAAAAGGAGCUCAACGGAAGUGGGCUUGCCAAGCCGGCCGACGUCUCUAAAGAGUCUCCCGUCAAGGCGCCGCGGAAGAGGCGUGCCAGGAUAAUGACCGACAGCGACGAAGACGAGGAUGCAAAGCCUGCUUCUCCUGCCAAGGCACAACCCAAGGAAGAGCCUGCUGAGGACUCCAAAGAGCGGGCGGCCGAAGUGUCCAAGAAAGAGCCGGAGGAAGAUGGCGUAUCUAAAGGCUCAAGCCAGACCUCCCAGUUGACCUCUCCGGACGGCGUUAUAAAGAGACGUACCGCUCGGAAGACUGCCAAGCGGGCGGUGGAACCGAAUCAGGCCGUUGUUAAUGCAAGCAAGAAGAUAAAAGUCGAGGCGGCUGAAAAGUCGAAGUCCGAGAGUCCUGAAAAUCCAAAGGACAAGGUCAAGCGGGAGGACAUAAAAGAGGACGAGGAGGAAAGGAAGGCCAAAGAUUCGUCUGCCGCCAAGGAGGAACCAGCAGAAGACGUGGCAAAAGCUGAGUCGCCCACAGAAGAUUCCAAGGCCAGGCAAAAGGACUCGCCACCUGCCAAGGCGAAAGAGGAAAAGGCGGUGCCGAAAAAGGCUGCUGGAAGACUGCAGAACUUCAUGUUCGGUGCCAGGAAGGUGGAUGGCAGCAGCGGCAGUCUCGAGACGGACUACGACCCUUCCAAGGCCAAAUACGACCCCGUCAAGGAUGCCUGCUGGAAGAAGGGAGACAAGGUGCCUUACCUGGCACUGGCCAAGACCUUCGAGAAGAUCGACAGCAUCUCGGCCAGGCUGAAGAUGGUGGAGGUGCUCCGCAACUUCUUCCGUUCGGUGAUGGCGCUCUCGCCGGACGACAUGGUGCUCGCCGUCUACUUGUGCCUCAACAAGCUGGCGCCGGACUACCAGGGGGUGGAGCUGGGCGUCGGGGAGUCCCUCUUGGUCAAGGCCCUGGCCGAGGCGACCGGCCGGACCCCGGACAAGAUCAAGGCCGAGGUCGCCGUCAAGGGAGACCUCGGACUGGUGGCCGAGAGCAGUCGCACAAACCAGCGCCUCAUGUUUGCCCCGCCGCCCCUCACGCUGUCCGCUGUGUUCACCAAGCUCAAGGCCAUCGCCGAGAUGACCGGAAAUUCGGUGCAGACCAAGAAAGUGGAGAGCAUCAAGAGCCUGCUGGUGGCGUGCCGCCAGUGCGAGGCCCGCUUCCUGGUGCGCUCUCUCGGGGGCAAGCUGCGCAUCGGCCUCGCAGAGUCCUCUCUCCUGCUCGCGCUAGGACACGCGGCCGCCCUCUCGCCACCACACGGCUCUCCUGACGCGAGCAAGAAGCGUCUGGACGAGGCGGCGCUGCUGGUCAAGACCGCCUACUGCGAGUGCCCGGACUAUGGUCAGCUGGUGUCCGCCCUGCUUGACGGGGGCCCCGACGUGCUGCCCGAGCGAUGCCGUCUGACCCCCGGCGUGCCCCUCAAGCCCAUGCUGGCCCACCCGACCAAGGGAGUGUCGGAGGUACUGGGCCGCUUCGAGGGCUCCCCCUUCACCUGCGAGUUCAAGUACGACGGAGAGAGGGCACAGAUCCACUUGCUGGAGGACGGGAGCGUGCGCAUCUACUCUCGCAACCAGGAGGACAACACGUCCAAGUACCCAGACGUGGUGGGGCGGCUGAAGGAGGCGCUUUCCCCCUCCACCAAGUCGUGCGUGCUGGACAGCGAGGCCGUGGCCUGGGACCGGCCCAGCCAGACCAUUCAGCCCUUCCAGCUGCUCAGCACCCGCAAGCGCAAGGACGCCAACGAGGACGAGAUCAAGGUGCAGGUGUGCGUGUUUGCAUUCGAUCUGCUCUACCUCAACGGGAAAUCCCUGGUCAAGGAGCCCCUGCGCAAGCGGAGGAGCCUCCUCCGCGAGAUCAUCACGGAGGUGCCGGGAGAGACCUUGUUUGCCCGCUCGGCCGACCUUUCCACCGUCGAGGACAUCCAGGAGUUCCUGGAGGAGUCCAUUCGAGGCAGCUGCGAGGGACUCAUGGUGAAAAUGCUGGACAGUGACGCCACUUACGAGAUUGCCAAACGUUCACGCAACUGGCUCAAGCUGAAAAAAGACUACCUGGACGGUGUGGGAGACACAGUGGACGUGGUCGUUCUCGGAGGCUACCACGGGAAAGGGAAGCGCACGGGGACCUACGGUGGCUUCCUCCUCGCCUGCUACGACCCUGACAACGAGGAGUUCCAGUCGCUCUGCAAGAUUGGGACGGGCUUCAAGGAAGAGGACCUGGAGCGCCACUCCGAGUUCUUCAAGGAGCACCGCAUUGAGGCGGCCAAGUCCUACUACCGCUUCGACAGCAACCUGGAGCCGGAUGACUGGUUUGAAGCGGUCCAGGUCUGGGAGAUCAAGUGCGCCGACCUCUCGGUCUCCCCCGUCCACAAGGCCGCCCUCGGACUGGUGGAUCCCGAGAAGGGGAUAUCCUUGCGGUUUCCUCGUUUCCUCAGGAUACGGGACGACAAGAACCCCGAACAGGCCACUUCCGCACGGCAGAUUGCGGAACUCUACAGGAACCAGGAUCACAUCAAGAACAAGGCCCCCGCCUCGACGGCCAAUCAGGACGAGGAAGACUUCUACUGAACUGCCCCUCUGCCCUUGUAAACUUGUAAAUAAGCUUUUAGCAAGCACUGGAUGGAAUUAAAAGGUCAGUGUGUCGA
This is a messenger RNA of Ixodes scapularis (black-legged tick), 2871 nucleotides long. It is a transcript of the gene DNAlig1, whose product is annotated as DNA ligase 1. Gene Ontology annotation, biological process: DNA recombination; DNA biosynthetic process; Okazaki fragment processing involved in mitotic DNA replication. Gene Ontology annotation, cellular component: nucleus; mitochondrion. Gene Ontology annotation, molecular function: ATP binding; DNA ligase (ATP) activity; DNA binding. NCBI's taxonomy places the organism in Eukaryota, Metazoa, Arthropoda, Arachnida, Ixodida, Ixodidae. The record is from RefSeq and is a predicted model, not a curated record. The transcript is spliced from 17 exons. The coding region runs from base 113 to 2794 and encodes 893 amino acids.